Messenger RNA from Oncorhynchus tshawytscha (Chinook salmon), 1253 nucleotides. RefSeq names its product carboxypeptidase Z-like. Gene Ontology annotation, biological process: proteolysis. NCBI's taxonomy places the organism in Eukaryota, Metazoa, Chordata, Actinopteri, Salmoniformes, Salmonidae. Gene Ontology annotation, molecular function: metallocarboxypeptidase activity; zinc ion binding. The record is from RefSeq and is a predicted model, not a curated record.
GCGGUGAAGAAGGGUGUGGCCACGCGUUCGAGGGCAUCGACAUGGCGUGGCCUUACUUCCUAGACUGUGACCGAUUCUUCGCCGGCGAACAGGAAGGCUGUCACGACCCGUUGGCCCCGUUAAGAGCCAGACAUGAAGUGGCUUUCUCCAACCUGUCUCCAGAUGAACCCUCCACCAUCAUUCAGUUCGCGUACCACUCCAACGCCCAGAUGUACAGCGUUCUGAAGAGGACUGCUGCCAAGUGCUCUCACAUCUCCCGCACCUACAGUAUCGGACGCAGCACAGAGGGGAAAGACCUCCUGGCCAUAGAGUUCACAGACAACCCCGGAGGCCAUGAACUGUUGGAACCGGAGAUCAAGCUGGUUGGCAACAUGCAUGGCAACGAGGUCCUGGGUCGUCAGUUGCUGCUCUACCUGGCCCAGUACCUGUGUUCCGAGUAUCUCCUUGGCAACCAGCGUAUCCAGACGCUCGUAAACACCACGCGCAUCCACAUCCUGGCAUCCAUGAACCCCGACGGUUACGAGCUGGCGGCCGCCGAGGGUCACGAGCUCAACGGUUGGACGGUGGGUCGCACCAACGCUCAGAACCUAGACUUGAACCGAAACUUUCCUGACCUUACGUCUAUCCUCUACCGGAAUCGCAGGAUCAAACGGUUCCGCACAGACCACAUCCCCAUCCCAGACUCUUACUGGUUUGGUAAGGUAGCUUCAGAAACUUAUGCAGUGAUGAAGUGGAUCAGGUCUGUGCCGUUUGUCCAGUCUGCGAGCCUCCAUGGUGGAGAGCUGGUGAUCUCUUAUCCCUUUGACUUCUCUAGACACCUCCAUGAAGGGAUGUUCUCCCCUACACCUGAUGAACAGGCAUUUAAGCAGCUGGCCCGGACAUACGCAGACUCUCACGCCAGCAUGGCCGACAACAACACAGAGAGGUGUGGAGCGUCCUUCAUCCGAAGUGGAGGCAUCAUCAACGGAGCUCUGUGGUACAGCUUCCCAGGGGGCAUGUCAGACUUUAACUACCUCCACACUAACUGUCUGGAGAUUACGGUGGAGCUGGGCUGUGACAAGUUCCCUUCUGAAGAGGAGCUCUACCCAGAGUGGCUCAGGAACAAGGAGGCCCUGCUCAGUUUCAUGGAGUCGGUCCACAGAGGUAUUAAGGGAGUGGUGAUGGAUGAAGAGGGCUAUGGAAUAAAGGGAGCGUCCAUAUCUGUCAGGGGAAUUCGUAAAGAUGUCACCACAGGUAACCACCGUAAUAACUGA